AUGGAUUCGCAAGUGUGUUUCGCGUUUGUGUGUUUAUUCGCUUUCUUGAGUGGUUCGUUACCAGUACAUGGGCUACGUUUAGCGGAGCAAAAAUGUCAGGAGUACAAGAAGAUCAUUGUUACCUUAAAGCCCGACACAGCUGGCUGGUCAAACGAUUUUGUCACGGUCCCGAACGGCGUUAACGCACGUGACGGUGAGUUUCCACACCAGGUUCGGGCCGGUCAGUGGUUCUACGAGGACGAAGAUACCAGCUUCAUUCUACGGUGCGGUGGUGCACUGAUCAGUGAGCAGUACGUGUUGCUAUCAGCGCACUGUCUGUGGACCUUGGGCGAUGAUUAUGUAUCCCUGGGACGUCACGAUUACACGCGUAACUCUAGCCACGCCGAGGUGACUAUCGAGCGCAACGAGACGAUACUCUAUCCGAACUACGACGAGUUUACCAAAACCCAGUACGAUGACAUUGCGCUAGUGCGUCUGGCGAAGCCGGUCACAUUUACCAGCUACAUCUACCCGAUAUGUCUUUGGACUGAUGUUGAGAAACUCUCCGAGCUGCAAAAGUAUAUUGCUACGGGCUUCCGCAAGGGUCAGCAAGUAAACGACACACAGGACACGCAAUUAGUCAAGUUGCAGUUUAAACGUCUCCUUAAUCAGGAUUGUACACGGGAGUAUGCUGAUAGUCCCUACUAUCCGGACGGUAUUCCUGCUAAUCAGCUGUGUGUGCAAUCGCCAGUGGAAUGGAGUGACGCCUGCGAAGGAGAUGCCGGAGGUCUGCUCCAAACGCUCGAGGACGAUCGCACCGGUCUUUAUCGCUUGCUCGGUGUGGAAGGCAAGGGCCAAGAGUGUGAUCAGGCGCACGGGAUGUACACCUACACUAGGGUGGAGAAGUACUUGGAUUGGAUCGAAAAUAUUGUGUGGGGCACCAGCAGCAGUUAA
Messenger RNA from Anopheles darlingi, 933 nucleotides. Its product is annotated as chymotrypsin-like protease CTRL-1. The transcript has 4 exons. Bases 1 to 933 code for a protein of 310 amino acids. Gene Ontology annotation, molecular function: serine-type endopeptidase activity. Gene Ontology annotation, biological process: proteolysis. The record is from RefSeq and is a predicted model, not a curated record. Lineage: Eukaryota; Metazoa; Arthropoda; Insecta; Diptera; Culicidae.